UCCCGCGCUCUUAUAAAAUUUUCCUCAGAUUUCCUUCGCCAUAUUCAUCCGUUCACUCCUUUCCACUGCGUGGGGCGAAGCAGAGGCCGCCGGCGAACUCCUGCUUCCACCGAUCGAGCCAAGGGAAGAUGGACUACUUCAAUGGACCGGGGAGGAAUCACCUCUUUGUUCCGGGACCUGUUAACAUCCCGGACCAGAUUAUUCGUGCUAUGAACAGGAACAAUGAGGAUUACCGCUCUCCAGCCAUUCCUGCACUUACAAAAACCCUUCUGGAGGAUGUCAAGAAGAUCUUUAAGACCACUUCCGGAACUCCUUUCCUCAUUCCAACCACAGGAACUGGGGCGUGGGAGAGUGCAUUGACAAACACAUUAUCCCCUGGCGAUCGUAUAGUCUCUUUCCUUAUCGGCCAGUUCAGUUUGCUCUGGAUUGAUCAGCAGCAACGACUGAAGUUCAACGUUGAUGUUGUUGAAAGUGAAUGGGGUCGAGGUGCUGAUUUUGAUGUUUUGGCUUCCAAGUUAGCAGAAGACAGAGCACACAGCAUUAAGGCCAUUUGUAUUGUGCACAAUGAGACGGCAACAGGGGUCACCAAUAACUUGGUUACUGUAAGAAACUUACUCGAUCAUUACAACCAUCCAGCACUGUUGAUGGUUGAUGGAGUAUCCUCCAUCUGUGCCCUAGAUUUCCGGAUGGAUGAAUGGGGAGUAGACGUCGCUCUCACUGGUUCACAGAAAGCUCUUUCUCUCCCCACUGGAAUGGGGAUUGUGUGUGCGAGUCCUAGGGCUCUAGAAGCCUCCAAGACCGCAAAAUCAGUCCGUGUCUUCUUUGAUUGGAGUGACUACUUGAAGUUCUACAAGCUGGGCACAUAUUGGCCAUACACACCUUCCAUUCAUCUCCUAUAUGGCCUUAGAGCAGCCCUUGAUCUCAUUUUCGAGGAAGGACUUGAAAACGUGAUCAACAGGCACGCUCGCUUGGGUAAAGCAACAAGGCUUGCAGUGGAGGCAUGGGGGCUGAAGAACUGCACGCAGAAGGAAGAAUGGGUCAGCGACACAGUCACUGCUGUGGUCGUCCCAUCAUACAUUGACAGCGCAGAAAUCGUUAGAACUGCAUGGAAGCGCUACAACUUGAGUUUAGGAUUGGGUCUCAACAAGGUUGCUGGGAAGGUUUUCAGAAUCGGGCAUCUUGGUCACCUUAAUGAGUUACAACUUCUGGGUUGUCUUGCUGGGGUGGAGAUGGUCCUGAGGGAUGUGGGGUAUCCAGUGAAGCUGGGCAGUGGGGUUGGGGCUGCUUGUGCGUACUUACAGAACACAACUCCCUUGAUUCCUUCCAGGAUUUAACGAUGAAUUGUACUAAUAGCUACUGUUCUGCCUGUCUUCUGUGUUUAUAUACUGUAAAAAUUUGCACAAACCUCAUGUUCUCAGGCUUUGUAUUUGGUCCUAAGUGUUUGCUUAAUAUAAAGUGUACCCUUCUGUCA
This is a messenger RNA of Andrographis paniculata, 1471 nucleotides long. RefSeq names its product serine--glyoxylate aminotransferase. The transcript is spliced from 6 exons. The record is from RefSeq and is a predicted model, not a curated record. Bases 129 to 1334 code for a protein of 401 amino acids. Gene Ontology annotation, cellular component: peroxisome. Lineage: Eukaryota; Viridiplantae; Streptophyta; Magnoliopsida; Lamiales; Acanthaceae. Gene Ontology annotation, molecular function: L-serine:pyruvate transaminase activity; L-alanine:glyoxylate transaminase activity.